Molecule: messenger RNA, 3280 nt
Organism: Ceratina calcarata
Lineage: Eukaryota; Metazoa; Arthropoda; Insecta; Hymenoptera; Apidae
Product: Nucleolar protein 14 homolog l(3)07882
Exons: 5
Coding region: 507-3203 (898 amino acids)
Biological process (GO): maturation of SSU-rRNA
Cellular component (GO): small-subunit processome; nucleolus; Noc4p-Nop14p complex
Source: RefSeq, a predicted model, not a curated record
CAGCAAUGGCGGUUAACCAAUUCACAACCAGCAUGCAGCUUUGACUCCAAUCAAUUUCGACGGCCGAUAGUCCAUGGAUUGGUCCGAUCCCUUGGCCUUAUUCAGCCUCAUUGAAGGUGUAGUUAGCCCAAGUUAGCCAGAGCAGAAUCCAUCGAAUCCAUAGUUAAUGUCGUUAGCGUUACGAGCGUUACGAGGUAAACACGUACACGUGGGUAGAAUAGAAACAUUAUAUAAAUAUUCUAAACACUGAUUUAUCAUUUUUAUUUCUCCAUGUGUUUUUACCAGAGACGUACAUAAAUAAUUACAAUAAUUAAGUAAUAUUAUGUUGUUUAAAAUCGUAAAAUAUUACGUGGUGUGCGUGAAGGGUUAGAAAUUAAAACGUGUUUCUGGAUUAAUCAACAGGAUAAACUACAGGCAAUCUAAAUAAUGCAUUGCAAUACUGAUUAAGAAAAAAUAAUUGUGAUAUAAAUAAAUUUGUGAACCAGUUUUGAAACUUGCGAGGUAACAUGGCUAAAUUGAAGAAGCAGUCAUUGUCCGAAGUGUCCCAACGAAAACGUGAUCGGCAGAACAAGAAGUCUUUGAAUCCGUUCGAGGUACAAAUAAAUAGGGACAAGCAAAAUGUUUUGGGGAAGAAGAGCAAAGCGGACAGAGGCCUUCCAGGAGUAUCGCGCUCGAAAGCGAUUAGGAAACGAAAGGGGACGCUCCUCCAUGAGUAUAAAUUAAAAAACAAAGACAACUUGUUUCUUGACAAACGUAUAGGCGAAAAGAACGUGGGUAUGAAUGAAGAAGACAAAGCAUUGGCUCGAUUCACCGCGGAACGCAUGAAGGCUCACAAGAAAAAGAAUAUCUACAGUUUAAACGACGACGAAGUCUUGACGCACAAGGGUCAGACUUUAGAAGAGAUUGAGAAGUUCGACGACCCGAUAAGCGACGACGAAUACAGCGACGACGAGAACAAGACUGGAAAGCUGGAUGAUAAAUUCGUCGGCGACGCUCACUUCGGCGGUGGCAUGUUAUCCAGAUCAGAAAAGUCCAGGAAGGACCUUAUAGACGAACUGAUAGCCGAGUCGAAGAAGCGUAAAGCUGAAAAGCAGAAGAUCCGGGAGGAGACCAUAGAUCUGACGGCGAAGCUCGACUCGGAAUGGAGAGAUCUCCUCCCGAUUAUUUCGGCGAGUAACAAAGCUAUGGAAGAAACGAAAGUAAGCGCUAAAGCAGAUGAUUAUGACAUCGCUGUGCGAGAAUUAAAGUUCGAAGCUAAAGGCACGCCUCUGGAUAAACUGAAAUCCGAAGAAGAACUAAUAAAGGAAGAGAAGGAGAAACUGGAAGCUCUGGAGGAAGACAGACUGGCUAGAAUGAAAGGAUUUGUAAAUGAUACGAGUAACAGGAUUAAACACAAGUCGGCCGAUGAUCUCGAUGAUGGAUUCACAUUAGAAACGAUAAAAGACGAUGAGCCAGAUAAUGGGGAUAACUCAGUCAAAGAUGCUGAACGAGAUUCAGGUAACGAGGACGGUAUUAACGAUAUACAUACGGAUGAGGAAGAGAAGGAUGAUAAUGAUGACAGUGAGAAUCAUACUGAAGCCUCUGAUGAAGAGGAAACCGUAGACGAACGAUUGGACAUUACCAAAGUGAAUGGUAUUAAAGAAACGGGAAACGUUGAGAGUGCAGUUGAAGCUGAAGAAGACUCCGAAGACAGUUCCGAGGAGGACCGCUUAUCGGAUUUAAAAAACUCGGAAGCCUCCAGCGAGGAUGAAGGCAGAUCAAAGAAAGACAGAGUCAAAGUAGACUCUAAAAAGAAAUCAACUUUAAAACCAGAAUCUGAUGUGCCUAAAUUAGGCGACAAAAUCAGACAGCAGGAAAUUAGAAACGAUCUCAUGAGAAGAAAAGAGAUCAUGGAGAAAGCGAGGAAGGAACUACCGUACACUUACGAAGUACCGAGUAGUUUCGAAGAAUUGCAAGAGCUUCUACAGGAUCGUAAUGCUGACUAUCAGUCAAUUAUCGUGGACCGCAUAAUCAAAUGCAAUCACUGGACACUGAACAAUGCGAACAAGGAGAAAUUAACAAAUUUAUUUCUAUUUCUAUUGCAACACUUGAACGAUUGUGCGGUAGAAGAUGAUACCAACAGCAUAGUCCAUUGUUUCCAAAUCAUUGAUAGAUUAUCACCAUUUUUAUACGACCUCGCUCAUUUAAAUGCACAAAAUGCUAGGACCGUCAUGCAGGCGAUAAUCAAGGAAAAGCACGACGAAUUUGAGAAGAAUAAAAGAAGAUAUCCUAGCCUAGACACCCUGAUCUUCUUCAAACUGGUUUCUUUAAUAUUUCCGACGUCUGACUUCCGACAUCCUAUCACUACUCCAUGUGUGAUAUUCAUGUCUCAAAUUUUACUUAGGAGCCGUGUUCGAAACAAACUAGACCUUUCGAAAGGUCUUCUUAUAUGCACUCUUAUUUUAGAGUACACUGCCCUCAGCAAACGAUUCGCACCGUCUGUGAUAAAUUUCUUGCGCGGAGUAAUCUAUGUAUCCACGUCUAAACACUUGAUCCAAGGAGUCAAAAUUAUACCACCGUUCAAGACGAUCGGAGAGGCAAGCAAUUUACUGAUACUCGACGAGGAUCAAUCCGAUUUAGAAAUCGAUGUAAAUAGCGCGCCUAUGAGAGCGAGUGAUUUAGUGGACGGGCCGAUAAAGGAUGAUUUUAAAGUGCGAAGUCUGUUGACGGCCGUAAAUUUACUUCGCGAAUUUAAAAGCAACCUGGAAGAAUUGGAAGCUGCGUAUUCGAUAUUCGAACCGAUAUUCAAAUUGUUCAAGGCGAACUCUUUCGAUAAAUAUCCAUCGAACGUGAGGAAACAUAUUAAAGAAUUUAGGAGAGAAUUGAAAGUAUUGAAGAACAAGAAAUUGGAAUAUCUCGUGGUUGAGAAGAAGAAGCCUAAACCGUUGAGGUUAUACGAGCCGCGGAUCGAAGCAGUAUACGAUGGUAAGAAGCACAGGACUACGUCUAAAGAGAAGGCCGAAAGAGAGAAACUGUUGCAUAAAUACAAGAAAGAAAUGAAGGGAGCCGUGCGAGAAAUCCGAAGGGACAGAGCGUUCUUAGCGAAAUUGCAGAUAAAACAGCAAAUUAAGAGCGACGAGGAACGGAAACGUAAAGUGAAAGAGAUCUACGGCGACGCUGCUGUCCAACAAAGCGAAUUAAAGAAAUUGAAACGGAAGAAAUAGGACACAGUAUCUUUGUAUAAAAAUAAUAAAUGUAAUUCAGAUAAUAAUUUGUACAUAAUAAACGAUUUGUAAAUAUU